This is a messenger RNA of Malaya genurostris, 762 nucleotides long. Its product is annotated as gametocyte-specific factor 1 homolog. The record is from RefSeq and is a predicted model, not a curated record. Bases 89 to 628 code for a protein of 179 amino acids. The transcript has 4 exons. NCBI's taxonomy places the organism in Eukaryota, Metazoa, Arthropoda, Insecta, Diptera, Culicidae.
UUCUGGCGAGCUCGAGUUCACGUUUUUUGUUAUCAGCUAUUUGAAGCAAAGUGAUCUUGCUACAUUGCUUUCAGUGGAAAUUGUCACAAUGCAUCGUCAAUUAUUAAGUGCUGAUCAUAGCGAUUUGAGCUUGCUAGGCUAUGAGGAUAUCGUUGAGUGUCCUUACAAUCGAGCUCAUCAGAUUAUGUCUUUUCGAAUGCAAACUCAUCUCUACAAGUGCCGAAAAAAUCACAAGGAUUUGAAGUAUGUUAAGUGUCCUUUCAACGAGACCCAUGAUAUGCCACAACAAGAACUCAAAUAUCACUCCAGUAUUUGUCCGGAUCGAGAGUCAUUCGAUCGAUACAAAUAUUGCAUUUCCACUUCGGCUGCAACGUUCGCCCCCGAAAUCGGUGGCGAUGCUCAACCAGUAACGGAGCAAGCAUUAUAUUCCGGGUUUGAUGCGGGAGACGAAUCAUGGGACGGGGAUUGUAAAGUCAGAGCCUAUAAUCCGACAGCUUAUGCUCGCCGUUCGAACGUGAUCAGAAGAUGCAAUGGAAUGGCACCGUCAGAGAGAAAAGCAUUCAAAGAGGCAGAACGUCAGCGUUUGCAGGAAAUGGGCCGAUGUUUUACACCACAAAAUAAUGAAUAAUUUGUAUACUGGAGGUAUAUGAAUUCUUUGUGAAGUUAUUUUUCGUUACGUUUUUAUAAUUUGUUAGUUAUAAAUUCAUUUGAAUUACUAUUAUCAAACAUGUUCAUUCAAAAAUAUAAUCAGUGCUACAAUAA